Messenger RNA from Pygocentrus nattereri (red-bellied piranha), 2984 nucleotides. It is a transcript of the gene chrnb1l, whose product is annotated as cholinergic receptor, nicotinic, beta 1 (muscle) like. Lineage: Eukaryota; Metazoa; Chordata; Actinopteri; Characiformes; Serrasalmidae. The transcript is spliced from 11 exons. Gene Ontology annotation, cellular component: neuron projection; postsynaptic membrane; synapse. Gene Ontology annotation, molecular function: transmembrane signaling receptor activity; acetylcholine-gated monoatomic cation-selective channel activity. The record is from RefSeq and is a predicted model, not a curated record. Gene Ontology annotation, biological process: chemical synaptic transmission; regulation of membrane potential; signal transduction. Bases 212 to 1759 code for a protein of 515 amino acids.
UAUCCCACACACAGAUACGCAGCUCGGAGAAGAAAGCAAUGAUGGUGUGAAGAUGGAAAGAGACUAAUAUAGGUUGUAGGAGCCACAUUUACAGAGCCUCCUGUUUUCUGUGGUGCUAAUCCAACUGGAAUCUAAUAUAUAUAAACUUUUAAGGAGAGGAACAAGGACAAACAACUGGCUUGUGUGUGUGAAUGACAGAGAGUCUAAGACUAUGUAUGUAUGUGACGUUCUGUGUCUGGUAAAGGGGCCAGUGUGUGGAAUGAAGCUGACCAGUAGGAUGGAGCUGAGGAUGACACGUCUGCUUUGGCUUCUGUGCUGCUGUAGCAUGCUAUCUCUGACAGGAGGUUCUGAGGCAGAGCGGAAGCUGCUGCAGGAUCUGUUUCAGAAUUAUAACCUGAAGGUGCGACCUGCUCGGACCUGGAACGAGACAGUGAUGGUCAGAGUUGGAAUGACCCUAGUACAGCUCAUUAGUUUGGACGAGAAGAAUGGAGAGAUGACAACCAAUGUGUACAUGAACAUGGCAUGGUCCGAUUACAGGUUAUCAUGGAAUCCGAAGGACUACGACAAUAUUGACGUUAUCCGGAUCCCCCCUACCAAAGUGUGGCGUCCAGACAUAUACCUUAUUAACAACAAUGAUGGGCAGUUUGAUGUUGCUCUGUAUGUGAAUGUGCUGGUUACCAAUGAUGGCACUGUUUCCUGGCUGCCUCCAGCUAUAUACCGCAGCUCCUGCUCAAUAGAGGUGGCAUACUUUCCGUUUGACUGGCAGAAUUGCACCAUGGUGUUUCGUUCAUAUACAUAUGAUGCCUCAGAGGUGGACCUGCAGUAUGGGCUGGAUGAGGAUGGAAAUGAGCUUCAUGAGAUCGUCAUUGAUAAAAAUGCUUUUACUGAGAAUGGAGAGUGGCAGAUCUGCCACAAGCCCACCAGGAAAAAUAUCCAGGAGGACAUGUAUGAGGACAUCACCUUCUACCUGAUCAUUGAGAGGAAACCACUCUUCUACAUCAUCAACAUCAUUGUGCCCUGCAUCCUCAUUAGCAUUCUGGCUAUAUUUGUCUUCUAUCUGCCACCAGGGGCAGGAGAGAAGAUGACUCUGUCCAUCUCUGUGCUCAUCGCCCUCACUGUCUUCAUGCUCCUGCUGGCUGAUAAAGUCCCUGAGACAUCUCUGGGAAUCCCCAUUAUCGUGAACUAUGUAAUGUUCACUAUGAUCCUGGUGACGUUCUCUGUCAUCCUUAGUGUGGUGGUGUUAAACCUGCACCACCGGACCCCCAGCACACAUUACAUGCCCACCUGGGUGCGCAAGGUGUUCAUUAACUUCCUGCCUCCCUACCUGGGCAUGUUCAGGCCCCACCCAGAAGAGCCUGUGGAUGAGGAGCCUAAUGAGGACCAACCACAGGGUCAUACGGACCGCACCCUCAAGCCCGGGGGAGAAUAUUUCAUCCGAAAGAUCAAUCCUGAGUUGGUCAUGCCAUGGAGGGGGAGUCGUCCUGAUACCACAGUGCAGCUGCAGAGGUUUUUUGACAGUGACAGCUACUGUCUGAUCCUGCCCCCAGACCUCAAAUCCGCCAUCGCUGCCAUCACCUACAUGGCUGAACAACUGAAAAAACAAGAUGUGAAUGAUACUAUUACUGAUGACUGGCAGUACAUUGCCAUUGUGGUGGACCGCCUCUUUCUCUGGCUCUUCGUUAUUAUCACCACCCUUGGCACUUUGGCCAUGUUUCUGGACGCCAGCUUCAAUCACACACCUGACAACCCUUUUCCCUGAGAAAAUCACAUAUAUGCACACACAGACACACACCAAACCACCUAUUUCCUUAGGCAAACCCUACGUACACACACACACACACACACACACACACACACACACACAUCCCACACUUAGACAAUCUCUUGCUCUUCCAGAACAUCUACAUGUGGAUGUUCCAAGGCUUUGGUCCAGGGACCGAUGACUAGAGACGUUUGAGAGUGUGCCUAUGUUAAUUUUUCACUUGUAGACUCUACUAUCAGACUGUAGAGGGCGACGUUUUGUAGUAUGAAUUGCACAACAUCAAGUUGUUGCUCUGCCUUUCACUCAUAGGCUAUGUGGACUGCAGAUAUAAUAAUGAUGAAUGAUAGUAUAUUCAUUCAAAUUCUGUAAGUCACAGGACAAAUUGGUUUUAUUAUUAUUGCAUAGGUGACAUGGUUAUUCUGAUAGCUGAGAUGAAAUACUAUGUAAUGUAUUCUAUAUAAAUGAAAUGUAUGAUGUGUUACUGAAAAAAAGCACAUUUUCACUGAAUCGGUAUGUGUAUUUUAGAUAGGAAAAUAUUUCAGAAUUUGUCUGUUUGUUGAGACUUGUCAUGGAAAACGGCAUGCUUUCAAUUCAGAAAUAAAACUUCUCCUAAUGUGAAACGGAACACAAUUAACACCAAGAAUGGCAAAGACAGGUACCAUCUCUUAAUGAAGGUCAAGGCUUCACAAAUACAAGUGUUAAUUGCACAGGGCCACAACUAAAAAAAACAUCAUCUGUCUUACCAUCACAUGCAACUCUGACUACACUGGGUUCUGUUAUAAUUGCAACAUUUCCUACCUUUUACAUACACUUUAUUUCUUCAGUUAGCCUUGACCUUCUAUGACAAACACCUUGUUGUUUUUUUUUCUUCUAAAAGUGCCAUGUCAUCCUUCAUCAGACUUUGCAGGUCUAUUCAUUCUUACAUGUACCAUUAUAUAAAUUAAUUACUGGCCUUAAGCUAUUGCAUUUGAUUACAUCAUUAUUUAUAAGUUAUAACACUUUAAGUAGAUAGGGCUAUGCUCUUGAUUACAUCAUAUUACAUCACUUAACAUAUCCCUCAGUUCCAUUUUUUCAUUGAUCAAGAGAGCAAAAAAUGAGUUAGAAUCCAUUGAUUACCUCCCCUGACUAAACAGGUCAUUCUGAAUUGUGACUAAACAAGGGAGGGUUAAAAUAAAUGCUUUGUAAAUGAAAUGGAUGUAAAAUAAAGUUAUGGUCAAAGCUA